Messenger RNA from Plasmodium inui San Antonio 1, 1089 nucleotides. RefSeq lists its product as hypothetical. Lineage: Eukaryota; Apicomplexa; Aconoidasida; Haemosporida; Plasmodiidae. Gene Ontology annotation, cellular component: nucleus. Gene Ontology annotation, molecular function: histone binding. The transcript has 4 exons. The record is from RefSeq and is a predicted model, not a curated record. The coding region runs from base 1 to 1089 and encodes 362 amino acids. Gene Ontology annotation, biological process: regulation of gene expression.
AUGAAAAGGCAGGGGAACCACCUGAACGCCCUAAAUGACAUCAACCAUCAAAAUGAGGAGGCAAAACACAACUAUAUGAAUUCCGGUGUGGACAACCACAAGUACUGGCAGUAUAACACUCUCCUUCUUUACAAUGUGAUUAUGAUUUAUACGUGCGAAUGGCCCUCGCUCUUUAUCGAGUGGGUGCCUGGCGUGUGCAGGUUGCGUCGCGAGCAUAUAUUGCGCAUGUGUGUGAGAGGUGGACAUACGCAAAGAUCAUCCCAUCGAUGUGUGAUCCUAAUGAGGUGGAAUUGCCUCUUUGUUUCUUUGUUUCGUUGUUUCUUUGUUUCUUUGUUUCUUUCGGGAAUCACCACAGCGGGAAUCACCACAGCAGGAGUCACCCCAGCAGGCGCAACCGUAGCGGGCGGAGCCAUCUCCCCCUCGAUUGGUGCUGCCGGUGCCGAUAUUGCCUGCUCGAGCUCGAACAGCGCAAACUGCAAAGCAGUGGUACACCCAUUGAUAAAAUUUUUUAACGACAAUGUCCCUCUCCAAGAUUGCUGCUGGAAAGACAACAAUGUAUUGACCGUGUCGGAUAACGGGCACAUCCACAUUUACGACAUUAGGAACAAGAGUGUAGUGAGCUCCAUCAAAGCUACCAACUGCACUUUAAACUCCAUCGAUGUGAAUCCACACAAUAAGAACAUCUUCGCGACAGGAGGGACGAACAAAGAAAUUGAUUUGUGGGACAUUCGAUUCACUAACAAAUCCCUGCACCGAAUCAUAUCACACAAGGAAACAAUUAUAAAGCUGCAGUGGGACAAAUAUCAGCCCGGCAUUUUGUCUUCCUCCUCCAGUGAUAAGUACAUUUAUUUUUUUGAUACUAACAAAAUUGGCAUUGAGCAGACAUACGAGGACUCGCAGGACGGCCCCCCCGAACUCAUUUUCAUUCACGGUGGCCACGCCUCCAACAUCCUGGACUUCUCUCUAAACUCCUCCUACUCCAUGAUGAUCUCCUCCAUCAGCGAAGACAACACGUUGCACAUUUGGCAGCCCUCCAGGCAGGCCUACGAGGAUGCCUCGGACACAUACGACGAUACCGAAGUGGAAUAG